Messenger RNA from Rangifer tarandus platyrhynchus (Svalbard reindeer), 792 nucleotides. The record is from the annotation of a GenBank genome assembly. Lineage: Eukaryota; Metazoa; Chordata; Mammalia; Artiodactyla; Cervidae.
AUGUUGCCUCAUCUUCACUUCAGCCUCAAAGACAAGGAAACACGGUAUUGGCAGAGAUACUUGGACUUGAUCCCGAAUGACUCUGUGAGGCAGAAAUUCAUCAUCCGCUUCAAGAUCAUCACGUAUAUAAGAAGUUUCUUGGAUGAACUGGGAUUCCUAGAGAUUGAAACUCCCCUGAUGAACAUCAUCCCAGGGGGAGCUGUGGCCAAGCCUUUUAUCACCUACCACAAUGAGCUGGACAUGAAUUUAUAUAUGAGAAUUGCUCCGGAACUCUACCAUAAGAUGCUGGUGGUUGGUGGCUUCGACCGGGUGUAUGAAAUUGGACGCCAGUUCCGGAAUGAAGGAAUUGAUUUGACUCACAAUCCUGAGUUCACCACCUGUGAAUUCUACAUGGCUUAUGCCGACUAUCAUGAUCUCAUGGAAAUCACAGAGAAGAUGAUUUCAGGGAUGGUGAAACACAUUACAGGCAGUUACAAGGUCACCUACCAUCCAGAUGGCCCAGAAAGCCAAGCCAAUGAGAUUGACUUCACCCCGCCCUUCCGGAAAAUCAGCAUGGUAGAAGAGCUUGAGAAAGCCCUGGGCAUGAAACUGCCAGAAACGAAUCUUUUUGAAACUGAAGAAACUCGCAGAAUCCUUGAUGAUAUCUGUGUGGCAAAAGAUGUCGAGUGUCCUCCACUCCGGACCACCGCCAGGCUCCUUGAUAAGCUUGUCAGGGAGUUCCUGGAGGUGGCGUGCAUCAAUCCUACCUUCAUCUGUGAUCACCCACAGAUAAUGAGCCUUCUGGCCAAAUGA